UUGAGGAAACAGAUUAGACGAGUCCGGAUCUACGACGGGUACAAGGACCGCGACCUGGUGGCGGCGUUCAGAAACCAGGGGGUCCAGGUUAUGGUCGGCGUGGGGAACCAGGACGUUAUCCGCAUCGCCCGGGGACGGCCAAACGUGGCCCUCGACUGGCUUAAAAACAACAUCGGGCCUCACGCCGACCAGGUUCCCUUCAGGUGCAUCCUGGUGGGCGGGAACAACAUGCUAAAAAAUUUCAAAAUAGAUGUCUUCUAUUAG
Linum tenue is the source of this 264-nucleotide messenger RNA. The record is from the annotation of a GenBank genome assembly. Lineage: Eukaryota; Viridiplantae; Streptophyta; Magnoliopsida; Malpighiales; Linaceae.